AUGAAAAGAAUAUUCUCAAUCGGAAACAAUUCCCAUUCAAUGGGAUCUGUAUUCUUCACGUGGCAAAAGGGAAGCGCUUCCUAUUUGGUUACCACAGGUUUAGACAGUUUUGUUAAUGUUUACGAUCGACACGGCGAAAGAGUGGAUCAGGUCAAUCUUCCGGGAUAUUGCAAUGGCGUGGCCUGGGAUUCAGAGGGAGACCUAUUGGGUAUCAUAACAGACAGAUCUCCGUGUGUUGUCUUAUGGGACGCGAACACACAUCAAGUCCAACAGGUGGAUACCGGAGUGAGAGAUGUUUUAUCGCUGAUAUUAUGGUCCAAAACGUCAGCACCACUUCUGGCGGUCGGAACCACUAAAGGAAAUCUAUUGAUUUAUAACCACAGAACCGCUCGAAAACUUCCCAUUUAUGGCAAACACACUAAAAAGAUAGUGAGCGGCGCCUGGAGUGACAAUAACCUGUUGGCACUCGUAGGUGAGGAUCGGGUGCUCACAGUGAGCAACGAAGUGGGAGACAAUGUGGCCAUUAAUACACUGAAAGGAGACGGCGUUGCCGUUCAGUUCUCGUUCAUGAAGUUAGACGAUAGGCCACAGAAUAAUACACACCAGAACUGUGUUAGUCUUAUAAUCAACAAAAAACAACUAUUUUUACUCAAUUUAACGGAUUCUGAAAAUCCAAUUCAAUUGACAUUUCAAGAGAGAUAUGGUUUUAUUGUUGACUAUCAAUGGUUUGGUGACGGAAUGAUUUUGAUUGGAUUCACAUCUGGUAUAUUCAUUGUUGUCUCCACUUAUUAUAAAGAGAUCGGACAAGAGUUGAGCCAAUUUAAGGCACACAAAGAAUCGCUCACAACGUUUAGUGUUUGUCUAAAUAGUAAAAAACUCGUCUCUGCCUCAGAAAAUAAUUUAAAAGUUUGCGAUUUAAAUGACUUAAACGACAUCCAGUCGGUGAUGACCAUCGAUGACGAGCCGGCAAUCGAAUGGAUGGAGUGGUCAGAUGACGGCCAGUUAUUGGCGAUGGUGUCUCCUUCGGGAACAAUUCAUGUCUAUCUAUCAAAGCUGACAAUAUUAGGCGAUUCGUUCGGCACUCGACUGGCAUUCUUGUCAUCGCUACUGGAAGUGACGGUUUUCAACGUUCAGGAAGACCUGUCCGACUCAGUGGUGAUCCUCCGCAUAGACGUGGAGCCAUCGUUAGUGGCUGUCGGCCCCUAUCACGCGGCCGUCGCCAUGAAUAACAGGGUUUGGUUUUACAAUUUGACGGCCAGUGAGUCGACAGAACUUCUUCGAGAGCGCGAAUACGUGGGAAUCGUUAAGUGUCUGAAACUGAACGGCGAUUACGCGGCCGCUCUCUUCACUAAUGGUACCAUUCAUUUGCAUUUAAUUGAAAACGAACUCAAUUCCAGCGAUUAUGAAAGUCGUGAUCUCAAGUCGUUUCCUGACGGCGCCGGAAGCGCUGUCGGCAACGGAAAAAUAACGACACUUUGUUUGACUAACGACUUCCUAAUCUUCGCCACCGAUUUGGGAUCAAUUGAGUUCUUUAUGUUAGAGGACUGGGCUAUGGUUGGGGUCUAUCGGCACACGACUGGCAUUAAAAUGAUUUCAGCCAAUGUUAACGGCAUUCGUGUCGCUAUUAUUGACGACCGAAACGAUGCGUUCAUUUAUAAUUCAGUGACUGAUGUAAUGACACAAUUAUCCCAAAACGACUUCCCAACCAAUCCUCGCACUAUUCUAUGGGAGAGUUGGCCUUUAGAUAAGGGAGUGUUCAUCGCAUGCGACCAAAAGUUUGUGUAUGUUUUCAUACAUAUCAGGGAUACGAUUGAAGGGCCGACUGUUGAAUACGUGGGCAAAAUGAAGAUCCCUUCGGGACAAUACCCGCUACUACUCUAUAACGGAGUGGUUGUCUGUCAGACCCAAAGCGGCAAAACAUCCAAUUUUGUUCUCCUGACCCAUGAUUUUGGCGACAAAAUGAAUGACAAAACUAGACUCAAGACAGAACUUCUUCGCGAUAUAUUGAAACUCCGCAGAUAUCAGGACUCGUGGAAGAUAUGCGAAUACCUGGACGACAGCGAGGCGUGGGAUGAGUUCGGGAAGGCGGCCAUCAAUGACAUGGAUAUUGAGUUAGCCGUAAGAAUAUAUAGACAUAUUCAACACUCGGGUUUUGUCACUACAUUAGAAAAGCUUAAAUCAAUCGACGAACGGAAUCUAUUGGCCGGUCAUUUAGCCAACUGUUCCAAUCAAUACGAUUUGGCGCAGACCUUGUAUUUGUCGUCAUCGCAACCGUUGGAAGCGUUAGAAAUGAGACAGAAUUUGUUGCAAUGGAGCGAAGCGCUAACUUUGGCCAAACGGUUGGCACCGAAUCAGAUCCCAAUCAUAUCGCGUGAAUAUGGCGUCCAAUUGGAGUUCACGGGAGACUAUGCGAGUGCUCUCGAAAACUACGAAAAGGGUUUGAUUGUCGACCAGAAUAGCGAAUCCAAACCACUCAACGUUGAUAUCGAGAGUCACAACGAGUUAUGUAAAGCAGGAAUCGCUCGAAACGCCAUUCGUUGCGGUAAUACUCGGCGUGGGAUUGAAUUCGCGUCACAACUCGUGCACAACAACACACUUCUGGAAGAAUGCGCCACAAUAUUGGACUCAAUGAAACUGUAUUCGGACGCAGCGAUGCUCUACGAGAAGAGUGGCAACAGUGAAAAGGCCGCCAAUCUCUAUAUGAAAGUGAAAAACUUCAAUAAAGUAUCGGAUCUAUUGGGAAAAGUGGACAAUAAAGAGCUUCAAAGCCAAUUCGCGAAAGCGAAGGAAAUGGAGGGGAAAUAUAGAGAAGCGGUUAAGGCUUACAUUAAAGCGGAGGAAUGGCUGAAUGUUGUGCGCCUGUAUUUAGAUUAUCUCAAUAAUCCGGGCGAAGCCGUGAAGAUUGUUAGGGAAAGCAAAUCAAUAGAAGGCGCAAAAAUGAUCGCAAAGUUUUUCCAGAAGUUAAAUGACAUGAGUUCUGCCAUCGAGUUCCUGGUUAUGUCCAAAUGUCACGACGAGGCCUACCGUUUGGCGCAAUCCACGAACCAAAUGGACAUUUAUGCCAAUAUAUUACUCGAUUAUACGGAUAACAGUGAGUUGUCUCAGGAUUUCUUAAGCAUUGCCAUACAUUACGAACAGGAAAGGGAUGCUCUGAGAGCCGGAAAGUUCUAUUGCAUCGCCGGUCAGAAGAAAAAAGGCGUCAAAUUCCUGUUACAGGCGUCCGCCCUCUCCAACGAAGACCAGAACCAGGCCUUACAGUUGGCCAUUGAAUCGGCCGCCACUUCCAGAGACGAACAGAUCAUACGAAUGAUUAUCGAUUACUUGAUUGGAGAGACCGAUGGCGUCCCCAAAGAUUUCAAAUACCUGUUCAGACUUUAUAUGUCUCUUAAGUACUACAAAGAGGCCGCGAAGACAGCACUUAUCAUCGCCAGAGAGGAACAGAAUGCCGGCAAUUAUCGUAACGCUCACGACUUGCUCUUCGGUAUGUGUCAGGAAUUGAAGCGACAGUCAAUUGCCGUUCCCUCAGAGAUGGUCAACAGCUUAAUGCUUAUUCACUCCUAUAUACUAAUCAAGUUAUGGAUACGAGUGGGGGAUCACAUGAGGAGCGCUAAACUGUUAAUUAGAGUGGCAAACAAUUUGAGUCGAUUCCCAGAGCAUAUCGUUCCGAUACUGACUUCGGCGGUAAUUGAGUGUCAAAGAGCUGGUCUGAAGAAGGAAUCGUUAGAGUUUGCGACAACACUAAUGAAAAGCGAAUACAGAGAACAGAUUGAUAUCAAGUUCAAGAAGAAGAUCGAAACACUGGUUCGUAAGUCAGGCGGUGUUCACAAGAGUGGAGAGCAAUCAGACAAUGACGUGACACAUACUCCCUGUCCUUAUUGUGAUAACGAUGUCGUCGAUACAGAACUCUCUUGUCAUAAGUGUCGCAAUUCUAUACCUUUUUGUAUCGCAACCGGAAUUCAUAUCAUUAAAGAUGAUCUAACGGUUUGUCCGAAUUGUCACUUUCCGGCCAUUUUAAGUCAAUUCUCAAGACUUAUGUCAAGCGAACCGAUGUGUCCGAUGUGUAACACAGCCGUCGAUUCGACACAAAUUGUCAAAUUAGAAGACAUUCAAUCCAUUGUGGAUCUCAACUAA
This is a messenger RNA of Medioppia subpectinata, 4131 nucleotides long. NCBI's taxonomy places the organism in Eukaryota, Metazoa, Arthropoda, Arachnida, Sarcoptiformes, Oppiidae. The record is from the annotation of a GenBank genome assembly.